Messenger RNA from Penicillium cataractarum, 1350 nucleotides. RefSeq names its product nucleoside transmembrane transporter FUN26. Bases 1 to 1350 code for a protein of 449 amino acids. Gene Ontology annotation, biological process: nucleoside transmembrane transport. Gene Ontology annotation, molecular function: nicotinamide riboside transmembrane transporter activity; nucleobase transmembrane transporter activity. Gene Ontology annotation, cellular component: fungal-type vacuole membrane; plasma membrane. Lineage: Eukaryota; Fungi; Ascomycota; Eurotiomycetes; Eurotiales; Aspergillaceae. The transcript is spliced from 2 exons. The record is from RefSeq and is a predicted model, not a curated record.
AUGAACCGAGUCCGGAGACUAUUCUCGGACGGUGUGGCCUACGAGCCGCUAGACGAUUCCGCGGAGGUAGAUGCUGGCGAGCAUGUACACGACCAGGAGAGAGCGCCGCCUCGCUUUUCGCGGCUGGAAUAUAGCGUCUUCUUUCUCCUGGGAGUGUCGAUGCUAUGGGCAUGGAACAUGUUCUUGGCCGCCUCAACUUACUUUUACAGUCGCUUCGAGUCAGAUGAGUGGACUGCGACACAUUACCAACCUUCGAUCCUUACGGUCUCUACCCUCACGAAUCUCGGGACCGUGUACACUUUCGCAAGAAUUCAGAAGCGCGUCUCGUAUCCGUGGCGUAUCACGCUCUCGCUGCUAGUAAACUGCUUCGUCUUCACCCUGCUGGCAUUCUCGACCAUUGCUCUGAAAGAUAUCUCGGUGCGCGCAUACUUUGGGUUCUUGAUGGUGAUGGUCUUUGGCGCCAGCUUUGCCGCCGGGCUGAAUCAGAAUGGUGUCUUUGCAUACGUCUCCGGGUAUGGCAGAGAGGAGUAUACGCAAGCCAUCAUGGGUGGACAGGGCGUUGCGGGUGUGCUUCCCUGCAUUGCCCAAAUUGUCUCUGUACUGGCGGUGCCAAAAGUGAGCAGCGACGGGCAAGGCCGGGACGGCAUGCAGGGGUCGUCAUCGAAGUCGGCAUUCAUCUACUUCUUUACGGCAACGGGCGUGUCAGUCUUGACGCUACUCGCUUUCCUCUAUCUUCUUAGGAACCGGCCAAACCCCAAGCAAAAGGCAACUGAUGAGGAUGAAGAUACUCCUCUUGCUGACCGUACCGAUGAUAAAGCGGUCAGCUUGUGGACGCUGUUCAAGAAACUGCGGUAUCUGUCGCUUGCCGUCUUCGUGUGUCUCCAGGUCACGAUGAUGUUCUUCCCUGUCUAUACCUCCAGGAUCUUGUCGGUCAACGACCCAGCAUCGUCCCGGAUGUAUGACACAACGGUCUUCAUUCCCCUAGGAUUCCUAUUCUGGAAUAUUGGCGAUCUCGGGGGAAGAUUGGCCGUUGCUUACCCCGGGUUCUCUCUGGCACAUCGUCCUCGGUUGGCCUUCAUUCUGACCGUAGCACGUGUCAUUUUUGUCCCUCUAUAUCUGCUUUGCAAUAUUGAUGGCAAGGGAGCUGCCGUGAAGAGCGACUUCUUCUAUCUCUUCGUCGUGCAACUGCUGUUCGGUGCCACCAAUGGGUAUUUAGCAUCGAGUUGCAUGAUGGGCGCGAGUGUGUGGGUAUCAGCAGAUGAACGAGAAGCUGCAGGAGGAUUCAUGAGCAUGAUGCUCAUUGCAGGACUGGCCGCCGGUAGCUUCUUGAGCUUCAUCGUGGCUAGCUAA